Aspergillus thermomutatus is the source of this 1428-nucleotide messenger RNA. RefSeq names its product putative C6 transcription factor. Gene Ontology annotation, molecular function: DNA-binding transcription factor activity. The transcript is spliced from 3 exons. The record is from RefSeq and is a predicted model, not a curated record. Gene Ontology annotation, biological process: response to xenobiotic stimulus. NCBI's taxonomy places the organism in Eukaryota, Fungi, Ascomycota, Eurotiomycetes, Eurotiales, Aspergillaceae. The coding region runs from base 1 to 1428 and encodes 475 amino acids.
AUGACGGUCGGACUGGAGAUGCAGGCCGCGAAUCCUCCACGCCUGCACUCUUUUGCGUACAACCCUGGAAUUCGCACAGAGCCCAGCUGUGGUGUCUCCUUUGACUUGACUGCCUUUAUCUCAUGGGAUAAGGUCCGAAGUUUGAUGGAUGUGUACACGUCGACUGUCCAUCCGGUGUUUGGACUGCUGGACAUGGAGCGGCUGUACCACCGAUGCGAGGAGCACUGGCACGGGAAAGCACAAGGCCUGGGCCUGGAGGCGCUGAUCAGCGGAGUCAUUGCCCUCGGCUCGCUCUUUUCUGGUUUUCUCGACGAAGACAAGGAGAUGAGAAUCGUGCUGCAUGCGAAGGAGGUCCUGGAAGAUGCGUCGGUCAGUCGGGCGCCCUCCAUUGACAAGAUCGCCGGGUGGAUCUUGCGUACCAUCUAUGUGCGAGCGACCAGUCGGCCACACUCGGCUUGGUUGUGUAGCUGCACCACGAUGCAUCUUGUUGAAGCCACUGGCCUACAUCAGCCAUUAGACGCGGUCAUUCUGACCACCGGAGCUAGUGGCAGAAAGGCCCUGGAGGAUAUCAUUGAGACUCGGGACCGUAUUGCCCAGUUUUUUGGUCUGGUCAGAGCUUUUCCGCUUGACAACAAUGCUGACCUGGCUGCGAGGCGGGAUGAGUUGGCCAUGGGGCUCGAGAACGUGGUCAAGGUGUCGGUUGAGCAUGACUUUUUGAUAUUAGUACGAGCAGACCUUGCAUUUUGUAUCUACCGCCGAAUUCGACUUCUAGACUCUGCACCGCCUCAAGAACAGCUUGAUCGAGUCAUCGAGGUCGGUCGUUCCGCAUUACCUUCUGCCCGGCGACUGGUGGCACAGAAUCAUCCGUGGUGGAAUGUGGUUGGUACUGUCUUCCAGUUCAUCUGCGUUCUUGUCGCCAUCGAUACAACCGAGAGUCUGGAGAGAAUCCCGGAAGCCAUGGAAAGCUUGGAAAUGAUCGCACAACGAUUGAACACGCAUUUGGGAAAUGAAGCGCUUUACGCGGCACGCCAUCUCAUCAAUGCGUCAUUGGAGAAGAAGCGAAAAGGCGUCUCGAUCCUCGAGCGGGUGCCGGGAAUCUCUGCACCAACUGACUCUGAUCGCUUGGGAAGACAAUGGCUCCCUUCAGAUUCGCUGCUGGAUUCCUUUCAGCAAACACCUUCGAUCGAUAUGGACUUUCUUCUCGCCGCGAAUGCCGCAUAUGCAGGAUUCCAUGCCCAAAGUUCUCCCGGCGUCAUUGGACGCGAGAAGGCUGGCGCCCACCAGUUGAGCAAUGCUGCGGGCAGCGCCAGAAGUGCUAAGACGUCUAGCGUUAACAGUGCACUUGCCGGUAGUCGUGGGACUGAUCGAUUUCUGUUGGAGACGGGGACGAUAUCUGCCAGAUCCGUGCAGAUCGCCCAGCAUGCCUAG